Messenger RNA from Recurvomyces mirabilis, 315 nucleotides. RefSeq lists its product as uncharacterized. The transcript has 3 exons. Lineage: Eukaryota; Fungi; Ascomycota; Dothideomycetes; Mycosphaerellales; Teratosphaeriaceae. The record is from RefSeq and is a predicted model, not a curated record. Bases 1 to 315 code for a protein of 104 amino acids.
AUGCGGUACAUUAGCACUAUUCUCGGGCUUAUUCUAGCCUCGACUACUCCUGCAACAGCAAGCUACGGACCAUCAAACUUCGACGCAUGUGCAAACAAGGCUCCAGCUGUCAUCAAUGCCAUUGGCCAAUUCUGUCAAAAGACCGACGGCGUGGUUCCAAGCGACUGGGCAGGCCAGGGCCAUCAGGGACCCACGGGUAUAACAUGGAUAAAGAUUCUCGGUAACUGUAAUCCUCUUGCCUCUGCUUGUAUGACCGAAGGAAGGACAAGCGAUCAUCAGGAGCAGAGCGGGCUGACUGUGAUCGUCGGCAUGUAG